Molecule: messenger RNA, 3033 nt
Organism: Trichosurus vulpecula (common brushtail)
Lineage: Eukaryota; Metazoa; Chordata; Mammalia; Diprotodontia; Phalangeridae
Gene: TOGARAM2
Product: TOG array regulator of axonemal microtubules 2
Exons: 19
Coding region: 1-3033 (1010 amino acids)
Biological process (GO): microtubule cytoskeleton organization
Cellular component (GO): cilium; cytoplasmic microtubule
Molecular function (GO): microtubule binding
Source: RefSeq, a predicted model, not a curated record
AUGGCCACACAUGAUGACUUCACCACAGCCAAGUUCCGGAUUCCUGUAGCAAUAUACUGUGGCAGCUACCCCCGAUCCAGUGCCAGCUCUGGGCUCCGCACCUUCCGUGGUCACAAUAGAAACAUCAACUCAAGUCUGCAGGACCAUGGAGGCCAAUGGACAGGAGAGGGUGAGGCCUCCCCCCAGUCCCUGCUGAAAGUCCAGGUGGAGAAGCAGUCACCUGUGUGGGGCAGGAAUGGAGACCUGACCAGCCUCAAGAUCGGUCUUGCCUCAAAGGGUUGGCAAGCCAAGAAUGGCCACACGAAGAAUGUGGAGGCUAUCUCUUCAGGGCCCCACCCUCUCCUGCCCACUAGCGUCCGGGAGAUGGAGGCCAGCAGUGCAGCUUUGGAGACCACCCAGAUCAAGGACAAGCUAAAGAAGAGGAGGCUGUCUGAGGGGUUGUCUGCUUCUCCCCGAGCUUCCUUGGAUCCUGGAGGAGUUACUAGGGGUACUUCCCUGAAGAGUGCCAUUCCCCGCUCCACCUCUCAGAGAAUACUAAUGGCUCCCAGGCCAAUGCCUCCCAUCCAGAGCAUCCCUACCACCCCAGAGAUGAAAGGGUCCUUGGAGAAUGGCCCGGGCCCACAAGGGAGUAGCAAGGGCCAGCCAAGAACAACUCCAGCUGCACAAGAGGUGCAGAUAUCUCUUCAAUACCUGCAUUGCAAGGAUGAGAAGAUGAGGCGAUCUCUGGGAGGCUCCCUGAUCUCUCCCAUCCCAAAGGCCGGGCAGCCAGCAGACACCAAGUCAGUAACAUUGCCAGCUGUUGUUAGCAAUCCCAGUCUCCUGCCUCUAGGCCAAGAUGCCCUCACUGUCCAGGAGGUCCCUGGAAUAAGAUUGGCACAGGAGAACAGUCCCCAGGAGAGGACCCCCAAGUCUACGGAGGCAAGGCCUACAGUCCCUCCUGUCCGAGCCAGGCCAGCUGGUGGCACAAAGUCUGCUGUCCAUUCCUCGCAGACCGCAUCUCCAUUGACAACACCCUCUUCUAGCCAUGCCAACAAAGACGGAUGGACAAGGACCCAGCAAUUGCUGAAAGAAGUAGACCGGCCAGAAAGCAGCCCCAGGAUCCAGGUGACCAUUGCCAAGUCAGCCCAGGAGAAAAUGCGUCUGAAGCAAAUGAAAGAAAUGGAGUUAUUCCAGCGGGGCAGGGAGCGAGAAGAGAGGCAGCGAGAGAGAGACUUUCUGUCCCAGAGUCUGAGCUCCAGGAGCAUGAUAAAGGAAGGGCUCAUUCCCCUCUACAGUGGUGGAUCCCUGUCUGUUUCCACCAAAUUGGGAAGCCCAUUCAGAACCAGCCUUGGCAUUAUCUUGAAGAAACGAGCUAACCGUUCCUCACUGCCUAGUAUCCCUGUAGUCACCCAGGGACCCCGCUUUACCCGCCAUGCCUCAGCCAAUUCUUUGCCUGCAGCAUUCACAGUGGGUUCUCCAGAAUGGGAGGAAGACGAACAGCUAGACAACUACAAAGAGCUGAGGCCCCUCUCAAACCCAGAACUGCUACUGAUAAAUGCCCUCCAAUGGCUUGAGAGCAAUGACUGGAAGAUGAAGGAGAAAGGGCUGGUGAGCAUCAGACGCCUGGCGACCUGUCAUUCCGAGGUCCUUGCAGACAGACUGCACGAUGUUUCCUUGGCAGUGAUGAGGGAGGUUACCAACCUCCGUUCCAAAGUGUCCCGCCUGGCCAUCAGCACAUUGGGAGACCUCUUUCAUACCAUGAAGAAGGACAUGGACCCAGAAGCUGAGGAAGUCGCCCGAUGUUUGCUCCAGAAAAUGGGGGAUACCAAUGAAUUCAUUCAAAGAGCGGCCGACCGGUCCCUGGGAGCCAUGGUAGAAAAUGUGACUCCUUCCAAAUCCCUGGUGGCUCUCACAACCGGGGGUGUACAUCACAGACACCCACUAGUCCGAAAAUGCGCUGCUGAGCACCUAUGCAAUGUCUUGGAGCAGAUCGGGGCUGAGAAGCUACUGUCAGGGACGAGGGACAGUAUUGACACGCUGAUUCGAAUACUGGUAAAGCUUGCCCAGGACUCCAAUAAAGAUACAAGGCUUUAUGGCCGCAAGAUGAUAAACACCUUGAUGUCAAACUCAAGGUUUGAUGCGUUCCUGAAACAGUCCCUCCCGUCUCAUGACCUGUGUAGCGUGAUGGCAACCAUCAAACAAAAGGGAGUGGAAGAAAACGUAGAGCCUUCACCUAUCAAGGGCCGCAAGAUGUUGAAGAAUGUGAUAGCGCCUGAAGAAGUCCGGCCUAGGGAACAAGGGUGCAGCCUCGAGAGCGAGUCGGUGGCAGCCUGUCACACCACCACCACUCGUAAUACAGAUGUGGCCAAGCAGCUGAAGGAGCUGAACUCUCUGCUGCAGUCCAAGGAGUACCGGGCCCGAUUAGAAGGCAUCACAUGCCUCCUCGUCCAUUGCAAGAACAGCCCAAAUUUCAUCACCGCCAACCUAACACAGAUCUUUGAUGCAUUCAUCCCAAGGCUCCAGGAUCCCAACAAGAGAGUGAACCAGUGUGCCCUACAGAUCUUCACGGAAAUGGUCCCUUACCUCAAAGAUAACUUACACCCAGUGCUGGUCUCCGUGGUCACUGCAAUCUCAGAUAACCUCAACUCCAAGAGUUCUACCAUUUACGGAGCUGCUGUGAUGGCUCUGGAUGCCAUGAUUGAGAAUAUAGACAACUUUUCUCUGCUACAAGCAUUCGCGGGUCGGCUUUGUUUCCUGAGUGGCCGAGCAAUGUGUGACAUCACACAGCGUCUAUCAGCGCUCGUGACUUCAGUCUACUCCCGGAAACCUCAGGGUGUGGAACGACACGUCCUCCCUGUUCUCUGGUACUUCUUGAACAACAUGAUCGGGAACGGGGUCCUGCCAGGACGUAGUGGCAACAUUCGCACUGUGGUGUGUCAGCUGACCAAGAGCCUCUAUGAGCAAAUGGGUACCCGACUGUGGAACUGUGCUGCUGGACAGCCAAAGCAAGUCAGCAAGAUGCUCCAGGAAAUCCUGGACUCUGAGUUUCAGUGA